UUGGCUGGUUGAACACAAUUGUUCAGUAUGAAUUUAUUGUUUAUUUAGGCAUUAUGAAGGGAUGACAGACACCAGAAGAAAUACAAAACAGCAUCUUUGAAGCCUGAGCAAUGGACUGUGGCAGCCCCAACUCAACUUAGCUUAAUUCAGCCUCACCAAACAUGAUCCCAGACUGAUCCCAGACUACAUGGGCUUGAUACAGCUGUCUGAUCCUAGAAUCUUCUUCAAUUCCAGCUAGAAUGUUGUAUCAGAUACUUCACAGAUUUUUUCAAAAGCUUGUAUGCAAAAAUAUGCCAACAGAGCAUGGGAUUCAAGUUAACAUCCACCUGAGCACUCUGGAUUUAGUUGCCCUCGGUGUGGGCCGCACAGUGGGUAUAGGUGUGUAUGUCCUGGCUGGUGAGGUGGCUAGCAGUCAAGCAGGGCCAUCCAUUGUGAUCUGCUUUUUGGUGGCUGGCCUAUCUUCUGUGUUGGCUGGACUGUGCUAUGCAGAGAUUAGUGCCCAUACCCAGGUUCCCCAUUCUGGCUCUGCAUAUCUCUACAGCUUUGUCACUAUAGGUGAACUCUGGGCUUUCCUCAGUGGCUGGAACCUCAUCCUCUCCUUUGUUGCUGAUACAGCCAUUGUGGCCUGUGCCUGGACCUUAGUUUUUGCCAACCUGUUUGGGAACCAGAUCGCUCAGACUCUUAAUGAGAACAUCUCACCUCAUGUUCCCCAAGUACUUGCAGAAUAUCUAGGCUUCAUUGUUGUGGGCCUAAUGUUGUUGCUCAUCAAAUUGCAGACUCUGCCAUUUCAUACAUUUUUCCUGGUUGCCAAAGUGAUUACAUUGGUGAAACUUUUGGUUCUUGGUUUUGUCAUCAUCUCUGGCUUCAUUAAGGGAGAUCUGCACAACUGGAAGCUCACAGAAGAUGACUAUGUAAAAGCUGGACUCAAUGACACCUCAAGCUUGGGCCCUCUGGCCUCUGGAGGAUUUGUGCCAUUUGGCUUUGAGGGGAUUAUCCAUGGAACAGCUACCUGUUUCUAUGCAUUUAUAGGUUUCAGCAUUGUUCUUACAACAGUCAAGAAAGAGCAGAAUUUCCAGUGUUCCAUCCCCAUGGGCAUUAUGAUUUCACUGUUCAUCUGCUUUGUGCUGUAUUUUGGUGUCUCCUCAGCACUUACGCUUAUGGUGCCUUACUAUCAGCUUCAAUGUGGGAACACCUUGCCUGAGGCAUUUUUCCUUAUUGGCUGGGCACCUGCGUACUAUGUUGUAGCUUUUGGAUUUUUCUGUAGUCUUUCUGCCAGCCUUUUGAGCUUUAUGUUCCCCAUUCGUCGGUUGAUACACAUGAUGGCAAAAGAUGGCCUCCUGUUCCCUGUCCUUGCUAGAGUGCGUACUGGCUCAUACUCCUGCAUCAUGGCUUCUGUGAUAUUUAGUAUUAUUGCAGCAAACAUGGCAUUCUUCUUGGAACUCACUGAUCUUGUGGACCUCAGGUCACUUGAGUCUCUGCUAGCUUACUCCCUGGUUGCUCUUUGUGUUCUCAUCCUUCGAUAUCAGCAGAGUGGAGGAAAUGAACCAAUGGUUCAGGAGGAGAAUGGACCAGCAGCAGAGAGGCUAACUCUACAAGGACUACUUUUUCCAGGCAAUUCCACCCCCACUCCACUCUGUGGCCAGGUUGUCUAUGUUUGCUCCUUACUGCUUGCUCUGCUAAUUCUUCUUUGCUUGGUGCUGGCCCAGUGGCCAAUUCUGCUUUCUGGAGACCCAGUGUGGAUUUCAGUGGUUGUGGUGCUCCUGGUGCUCAUCACUGGGCUUACUGGGGUCGUCUGGAGGCAGCCUCAGAGCUCCAGUUCCCUUCACUUUAAGGUCCCUGCUCUGCCUCUUCUCCCACUACUGAGCAUCUUCAUGAAUGUUUACCUUAUGAUGCAGAUGACAGCUGCCACCUGGGCCCGAUUUGGUGUCUGGAUGCUGAUUGGGUUUGCUAUCUACUUCAGCUAUGGGAUCCAGCACAGCCUGGUCUAUUAACCCCACCUAAGUUAAGGCCAAAACCGUACACCUUGAACUCAGCAGUGCCAGUACAUAUUCUGUUUGAUAAAGUAACACCUGAAUGCAGUCUGGUCCCUUUGCAUAAUAGUGGAGAGUAUUUUUGAGCACAUAGAAAGUUAGGUCUCCCAUGGGAUGCUGAUGUGGGGGAACACUAAUAGAGCUCUGUAUUUAUUGUGGAAUGAAGGAUGUGGCUUUGCUCUUUCUUCUUUAUUAUUUCUUACUUGUAUAUUUGUUGAUUAUGUAUAUA
Messenger RNA from Leopardus geoffroyi (Geoffroy's cat), 2259 nucleotides. Its product is annotated as cationic amino acid transporter 3-like. Gene Ontology annotation, cellular component: plasma membrane. The transcript has a single exon. Gene Ontology annotation, molecular function: amino acid transmembrane transporter activity. Bases 240 to 1991 code for a protein of 583 amino acids. Gene Ontology annotation, biological process: amino acid transport; transmembrane transport. The record is from RefSeq and is a predicted model, not a curated record. NCBI's taxonomy places the organism in Eukaryota, Metazoa, Chordata, Mammalia, Carnivora, Felidae.